UCAGGCAACAAGAGCAGACGAAAGUGGACCGUGGCCGGGGGUAUAACACGUACGACACAUCGAUGCCGGUCGGUUUAUUCUUCACUCGCCGACGAAAACGACGCGCUAUUUAAAAAGAGAGGAAAAGAACCGCGCGUGUGAAUUGCGUACAUUCGAUAUUUUUCGAAAGUCGGGAUCGAAUUAAACUUUUCCGGUCGAGAUACCAUCUACGCGGAAGCUAUCGCUGUCAUCGUCGCCGACGUUUCCAGAGCGAUUUUUCGCGGAUCAUCGAGCGACGAUAAACACAUAUAUAUACAUAUAUAUAUAUAGUGGCACAGGAGAAAGAGACGAUGUGCCGCACCGUUUUCCCUGGCGAUCCGGACUAGAAGAGAGAACGAGAAGAGGACAGAAAGAAAGACAGAGAGAGAGAGAGAGUGCGCGAAUCGAUAGCGCACGAUUUUGGUGGUGUCGGGUCAGCUGCUGGUGUUUUCCAUCCCCGAACUCGUAAGACUGUGCAUUUUCCCUUCCUGCUUCUCUCCCCUGGGAGAAUCGCGGUCUACGCGACAGGCGGUACCGGUGUCGGUGCACUGCUGAAGAAAGCCAUCCGUUUCCGCGAUGAGAGACACCGGUAACCAGGCCAAGUACGAGCAGCUCUUGGAUGACGCCGGCCUCGAGAUCCGCAACGACGAGAAAGAGCACAACGACGAGAAUGCGACACUGAACGAGGAAACUGAAAUGGGACUAAAGAACGCCGAAUGAAAUGAAAAAAAAAGAAAACAAAAGAAAACCGAUAAAAAGGCUGACCGAUUAUUUAUAAAAUCGCCUUCUUCUGACAUAGGAUACCGAUAGCUUAUCGAUUCGACGCACAGUGUAACAAGAUAAAGACCCCGAGAUGUGGUUGACGACAGCCGAAUCAGCUAGUCUCGGGGCGGAGGAGGUUGCAGCUAGAUUGCACGUUGAUGUACGAACUGGACUCACAUGGCAGGAAGCAGAUCAUAGAAGACAGUUGAUAGGUUUCAAUGAAUUUACUGUGAAGGAGGAGGAUCCACCAUGGAAGAAAUAUAUCGAACAGUUCAAGAACCCACUGAUUUUACUCCUACUUGCUUCUGCAUUCGUCAGCAUAUGUAUGAGGCAGUUUGAUGAUGCUGUUAGUAUUACUGUGGCUAUCAUAAUAGUGGUGACAGUUGCAUUUGUACAAGAAUACCGGUCGGAGAAAUCUUUAGAGGAAUUGAAUAAAUUGGUGCCACCGAUAUGCCACUGCUUAAGAGAAGAAUGUAUAGAGACGUUUCUUGCACGCAAUUUAGUUCCUGGGGAUAUUGUGUAUUUAAAUAUCGGUGAUAGAGUACCUGCCGAUAUCAGAAUAUUUGAAGCCAUAGAUUUGGCGAUUGAUGAAAGUAGUUUUACCGGGGAGACUGAGCCAUCGCAAAAAUCAACGGCUCCUCUACUCAAGAGCAAUGGAUUGACAUCGAAAAGAAAUAUUGCCUUUAUGGGCACUUUAGUGCGGUGCGGGAAUGGCAAGGGAAUUGUAGUGAAUACGGGAGAAAAGAGUGAAUUUGGGGAGGUUUUCUCGAUGAUGCAGGCCGAGGAGGCGCCAAAGACUCCACUACAGCGAAGCAUGGACAUUUUAGGUACACAGCUGUCCUUCUAUUCGUUCUGCAUUAUCGGUAUCAUUAUGCUGUUGGGCUGGAUCCAAGGUAAGGCUAUCCUUGAGAUGUUUACCAUUGGUGUAAGCUUGGCAGUGGCAGCUAUACCGGAGGGUUUGCCCAUCGUCGUAACUGUUACAUUGGCAUUGGGAGUGAUGAGAAUGGUCAAGAGAAAAGCUAUUGUGAAGAAAUUACCAACUGUUGAGACUCUUGGUUGUGUAAAUGUGAUAUGUUCUGACAAAACCGGUACUAUCACGAAGAAUGAGAUGACCGCUACGAUUCUUGUGACGUCGGAAGGUUAUAUCGCUGAUGUUACCGGAGCGGGAUACAAUAAUGUGGGUGAAGUACGGAUACGGAAAUGCGACAACACCGAUUUCGCUCGUGCUGCUAUCUCUAACAUGCUGGAAGUGGGUUGCGUAUGCAAUAAUGCAAUCAUACAAAACGAUACCCUACUUGGACAACCGACGGAAGGCGCGCUUAUAUCCUUGGCAAUGAAAUUCGGAAUGCACGGUAUCACCGAUAAAUAUUUGCGAUUGCAAGAAUAUCCAUUUUCUUCCGAACAAAAAAUGAUGGCUGUGAAAUGCACGCCGAAGUUUGGCGAGAAUAGACAAGAAAUAUACUUUGUAAAAGGCGCUUUAGAGAAGAUUUUGCCGCAAUGUACAAAGUAUUACGAGAAUGGUCAAGUGUAUCCCCUUAGCCAGAAGAAGGAUCAAGAAUUCUUGACAGAAGCAUACGAUAUCGGUCAACAAGGAUUGAGAGUGAUUGGUUUGGCACGUGGCUCCUCAUUACAAGACCUUAUUUACGUCGGUCUGGUUGGUAUUUGCGAUCCACCGAGACCGCACGUACGCGAGUCUAUCAGCAUCUUAAUAAACAGUGGCGUUAAAGUGAUAAUGGUGACUGGUGAUGCCAAGGAAACUGCAGCUGCAAUAGCUAGCAUAAUUGGAUUGGAUACGCUUCACAGUCGAUUACUAUCGGGAGAUGAAAUCGACAUGAUGUCUGAGCAUCAAUUGGAACAGUGCAUCAAUAAUGUUAGCGUAUUUUAUCGUGUGACACCCAAGCACAAACUUUGUAUUGUAAAAGCCUUACAAAGGAAUGGCAAUAUAGUGGGUAUGACUGGUGAUGGUGUAAACGACGGAGUAGCAUUAAAAAAGGCUGACAUAGGCAUCGCCAUGGGCAAAAAUGGUACUGACGUGUGCAAGGAAGCGGCCGAUAUGAUUUUAGUCGACGAUGAUUUCGGAACCAUUAUUGCGGCGAUCGAGGAGGGAAAGGGAAUUUUUCACAAUAUUCGUAAUUUCGUAAGAUUUCAGUUGAGUACUAGCAUAGCCGCGCUCUCUCUGAUUGCUCUUGCAACAUUGAUGAGUAUACCAAACCCCUUAAAUGCUAUGCAAAUACUAUGGAUCAAUAUCAUUAUGGACGGUCCGCCUGCUCAAAGCCUUGGCGUAGAACCAGUUGAUAAAGAUGUGUUGAAACAAAAACCACGUAACACAAAAGAGCCAAUGAUCACGCGUCACCUCAUAAUCAAUGUUUUAUUGUCGGCCACUAUCAUCAUUCUUGGUACUUUAUGGGUAUACAACAGAGAGAUGGUUAAUGGAAAUACUGCGAGAGAUACUACCAUGACAUUUACUUGCUUUGUAUUCUUCGAUAUGUUUAAUGCUCUUAGCUGUAGAUCACAGACAAAAUCUAUAUUCACAAUCGGAUUAUGGAGUAACAAAAUGUUCCUUGUGGCGGUAACGUUGUCUGUCAUUGGACAAAUGUUUGUGAUCUACUUUCCUCCAUUGCAAAGAAUAUUUCAGACUGAGGCUCUCACGGCGAAAGAUCUUUUAUUCCUGGCAGCGUUGACAUCGAGUGUCUUCGUGAUUAGUGAGAUAAAGAAAUUCAUCGAGAGACAGCUGCAAAGACGUCACGUCAACAGCCAGUAUUAUAACAAGUUCGAAAUGGACUUUGUAUGACAGUUGCAGUCUGCCGGCGAGAGCAAGGCGGACAAACAUCAUAAUGACUAAGCACAUUAUUCUAUUACCUCUAAUUAUCGGCGAUAUCUCGAUACAUAUGCAAUCGCAUUCGCGACAUUUAUAAUUGAACAUUUUACUUCUAACCCACAUCUACUCGACUAUGCUUGCACAUUCGUAACCUCGUUAUAUAGAUGCAGUUAAUACACGCAAAAAAGAAUAAUGAUAUUCUCUUGACAAAGAUUCUAUGUAUUGAUUGCGCAGUGACUGCGGGCUUUUGUACAUCGUUGAUAGAUUCGAAUUUUUUUUUGUUUUUUUUUUGUUUUUAUAGUAUGUCACACAUAGUAUGUCAUACAUAUAGAAGAGAGAAACAUUUCGAGAUGUAGUAGAUUAUGUAGACAGUAGUUAUUAGAUUAUUUCAUUAUCGUCUUGACAAGAGGAUCACCUUAUCAUAGAAAAUAGCAAAGCUACUGCACAUUCCAUGCACGUUUGAUAGAUCAAAGUGAAUUUUAACAAUAAUAUAUCUAUAAUAUAGUCAUAGACUGCAGUCCAAAGCAAUGUUUGCACCGAAUCAUUGUAUCUCUCUCUCUCGUACACACUUUUCUAAAUAAUGUGCAUAAUUUUUAAGAUCCAUUUGUGAGAAGAAACGUCGAUUCCGCCAUUUAUUCAUUCAUUGUCAAUCAAUUCACGUUAGAGGAGAAGCGAAUCAUGCAGCAUUUUACCGAGUAAGAAAAAAAAACAAACUUGUUGUAAUUAACCUCACAGUCAUACAAAUCGAUUGCAUUUAAGAAUAUAGUUCUCUAAUCAGCGAAAA
This is a messenger RNA of Camponotus floridanus (Florida carpenter ant), 4382 nucleotides long. RefSeq names its product calcium-transporting ATPase type 2C member 1 (gene SPoCk). The record is from RefSeq and is a predicted model, not a curated record. The coding region runs from base 872 to 3571 and encodes 899 amino acids. NCBI's taxonomy places the organism in Eukaryota, Metazoa, Arthropoda, Insecta, Hymenoptera, Formicidae. Gene Ontology annotation, cellular component: endoplasmic reticulum; plasma membrane; Golgi membrane. The transcript is spliced from 17 exons. Gene Ontology annotation, biological process: calcium ion transmembrane transport; intracellular calcium ion homeostasis; manganese ion transport. Gene Ontology annotation, molecular function: ATP hydrolysis activity; ATP binding; P-type calcium transporter activity.